AUGAAGUUGAUUCAAGAUGUUAUGGCUAACAGAGAAAAGGUUUCACAGCUUCUGGAGAUGUCUACUCACCAAAUCAACCUGCUUACCUCACCUACUUUCUUACCAAAGGUGAAGGAUCAAGGGAAGUUCACUCUCCCUUGCAAACUAAGCCAUAUUGAGCUUGACAAUGACUUGGUGGAUUUGGUGCAAGUUUUACCAAACUCUUUAGACCUCUGCAAGUGCACAGAUCGCGGAAGUAUGGGUAUCGAACACAAGGACUGGCUAUUGAGUACACUUUGA
Messenger RNA from Microthlaspi erraticum, 279 nucleotides. Lineage: Eukaryota; Viridiplantae; Streptophyta; Magnoliopsida; Brassicales; Brassicaceae. The record is from the annotation of a GenBank genome assembly.